AUGGCUGCAGGCAAGGGAUAUAAUCAUCGCAUACAAGUACUCGAUCCACAAGGACGCUUUUUGCGCGCAUUUGGCUCACAGGGCACCACCGAUGGCAAAUUCAAUUAUCCCUGGGGCAUAGCAACCGAUUCAUUGGGUUUCAUUUAUGUUUGUGACAAAGAAAACCAUCGUGUGCAGGUGUUUCAAUCUGACGGCACCUUCGUUGGUAAAUUUGGAAAACUCGGUCCCUUGGAAGGAGAACUAGAACAUCCACACUACAUCGCUGUUUCGAAUACGAAUCGUGUUAUUGUAUCCGAUUCCAAUAAUCAUCGAAUUCAGUUAACUAAUGGCGAUUUCGUUUCUACAAAGAAUGUUGCCUUAUCAUCGCAAAAUGUGGAGCCCAACGCGUCCUGUAUCCGUAGUAGUACACGGAACAUGGGAGGACGCUCAAAAGAGCCAGAUAUAAUCCAAUAG
This is a messenger RNA of Rhagoletis pomonella (apple maggot), 453 nucleotides long. Its product is annotated as RING finger protein nhl-1-like. The transcript has 4 exons. The record is from RefSeq and is a predicted model, not a curated record. Gene Ontology annotation, biological process: negative regulation of translation; proteasome-mediated ubiquitin-dependent protein catabolic process; protein polyubiquitination. Gene Ontology annotation, molecular function: translation repressor activity; protein binding; ubiquitin protein ligase activity. Bases 1 to 453 code for a protein of 150 amino acids. Lineage: Eukaryota; Metazoa; Arthropoda; Insecta; Diptera; Tephritidae.